This is a messenger RNA of Sycon ciliatum, 2414 nucleotides long. RefSeq names its product peptidyl-prolyl cis-trans isomerase FKBP8-like. The record is from RefSeq and is a predicted model, not a curated record. Gene Ontology annotation, biological process: negative regulation of apoptotic process; protein folding. Lineage: Eukaryota; Metazoa; Porifera; Calcarea; Leucosolenida; Sycettidae. Gene Ontology annotation, molecular function: protein folding chaperone; peptidyl-prolyl cis-trans isomerase activity; protein binding. Gene Ontology annotation, cellular component: membrane; cytosol; endomembrane system. The transcript has 11 exons. Bases 85 to 1365 code for a protein of 426 amino acids.
UUUUCUUUCCAGUCUGCAGUCUUUGCUAGCUUCUGACCAGCCAUUUCGUUUGUUUGGCUGAGACCACCCAGCUACUGUCUCACCAUGGAUCAAGUCAGUAUGAGUCAAGAAGAGGUUGAUUAUCUAUCCAAUAUUAAGAAACCAUCCGCCGACACUGAAGCUGUCGAGGAGGCCCAGCGACAGGAAAUCACUGAAGUUCUGGGAGAUAAAUUCCCAGUUGAUUCCGGCAAUUCGGCCGCUCCUGCUGCUAUCGCUGAUGCCGAAGAACCCGCUGCUCAAGAACCACCCGUGGAGAAAAAUGAGGAUGAGGAUGCAGACGAUGAGGGAGACUGGCUGGAUGUGCUGGGAAGUGGAGCCUUGAAGAAAAAGGUUCUGAAAGCAGGUAUCAGUGAGCAGAAACCUGAACAUGGCACUCGAGUUACAAUCCGCUACCACACUUUUCUCAUGGAUGACACCUGUGUGGAAGGCCCCGUGGACGCUACCAUCACUUGCGGAGAUUGUGACAUUGUUCAAGCAUUUGAUAUGGCGUUGAUGUUGAUGACGGAAGGAGAGUUAGCGCUAAUUGAGACUUCAUCACGUUUUGCCUACAAGGAUCAGGAAAGGAUUGUGAAACGAGCAUCUAAAGAGGACGCUGUCAUUCCGGCCGAGUCAAAACUUCGUUUCGAGGUUCUGCUGAAGGAGAUUCACGCCACCCCGCAACACAGCUCAGUGAGCAUGGAGUGGAUAAUGGAUGAAUGUGAGAUCAAGCGCAAGCGUGGAAAUGAACUGUUCCGCAUUGCAGAUUACGGACAAGCGAUUUGGUCUUACAAGAAAGCGCUGGAGUGGUUAGAUAACGAUGACAAGGCGAAAAAGAUAAAAUCACCAACCGCCGAAAUCCGCGAGAUGACAGUCAGCGUGUGGAACAAUGUGGCACAGGCCUACAUCAAGUUACAACAAUGGACGGAGGCAUUGGAUGCCUGUCAGAGAGCAUUAAAGAUUGAACCAGACAACGUCAAGGCUCUGUAUCGUGCAGCUAAGGUGCAUGAAGAGAAGAAAAACUUUACAGAGUGUAUCAAGGUACUUGCCAAAGCUAACACCGUGGACCCAAGCAAUAAGACUGUGAGCACUAUGUUGAAUGACAUACGCCAGCGUCACAACGCUCAACGGGAGAAGGAGAAAGCCAUGUACAGGCGGAUGGUUAGCGGAACAUCAUCUUCAGCUGCUGCCUCGUCAUCUUCGUCAACAUCUGAAUCAUCGCCUUCAUCGUCGGCAAGCAGUAAACCAGAUAAAAAGGAUAGUGUAACCUCCGCAACAGUCACGCUCUAUGCCGGCGCAGCCAUUGUUGCCACAGUCGCAAUGUGUGCUGCUUUCUACCUGGUCAGGUGAUUUCAAUGUUAUCUCCCCGCAUUGGCUAUUCAGUAGGCGGAUGCGGUGCGCUAGUCAAGUGACAAAUUGUCUUGAGUUGAUGAUGUCAUCUUUGUCUGAAGAUGAUGUCGUCAUAACAUUUUGAUGCCAUAAUGAUAGCAUGGCACAGUGAGUGCUGCACGGCGAGGCAAUGUGCUCUGGGAAAGCAGUGCCACCACUGCCCACAGCAACACUACCAGUACAGUAGGGGGAGAGAGGGGACCCUGUGACAUCUUGUACAUGUCUGUGUGUGUAUGUGUGUGUGUGUGUGUGUGUUUUGUUAGUUCUGGCAUCGGUGUGUCCCGCUCAAGCCCAGAUUGUGUCUAGUUGAUGCUCUGUUGCAUCUGUUGUGCACACUCAGUUGGGUACCAGCUUGCCCUUCCCUGUAGUACUAGUAGCAGCAUUGACGUGCACAUGUACACGUGCACGUACGUACGGAUUUGUGUGUAUGCGUGUGUGUGCGUGUGUGUGUGUGUGUACUGCCGCUGUGUCUGUUUGUGCACCCCGCAUACUGUGCCGUGCCGUUUCACCUUUCCGGUGUGAGUUGAACUCGGAGCGCCCUGUUUGUGUUCCGACUGGGCUGCAGUGCCACUGCUGUUCCUCUGGAAUUUGAGCCCUGCCUAGCUGUUCCAGGCCGUCUACCAAGUUCCAUUUUGGUACUUUUCACAAUAGCUCUCUCUCUCUCUCUCUCUCUCUCUCUCUCUCUCUCUCUCUCUCUCUCUCUCUCUCUCUCUCUCUCUCUCUCUCUCUCUCUCUUGCUCUCUCUCUCUCUUGCUCUCUCUCUCUCUUGCUCUCUCUCUCUCUCUCUUGCUCUCUUUCUCUCUCUGCUUACGUGGUGCUCUGCUCUUCGCACUGGCACUUAGCUAUUUCGCUUUCAUCAACAUUUGGGUUUUCCAGUGUUUUUGACGGUAGUUUUUAGGGGAUUCUGGCUAUUUUCUAUUAUCCCGCGUGUAAUUUCCUCAACUCUGACUUUAAUAGGUAACUCACCGUUGUCUAAUUUCAAUAUGAGCAAGGAUAACUUUUCAGUUCGA